CUUCAAUGUUUAUCUAUCUAUGUUUCUUAUAUUGUAGAAUUAUCCACAGAUGGAACUUGGAAUAUUCAAACUUGGUGCCAUAUUUAUAGUUGCAAGUGCUGACGUCGGCUUUGCUAUCUGGGACCGGUAUUCAGUGGACGAUGCCCUUCCACCAGUUGCGUACACAGCUCAUUUAAUGGGAGCUUUGGCCGGAAUCACAAUCGGUCUAGUUGUCCUGAAGAACUUUGAACAGAAACUCCAUGAACAAUAUAUUUGGUGGCUUGCUCUUGGAAUUUACAUUGCGUGUACGGUCUUUGCCAUAUUUUGGAAUGUUUUCUACUACUAGACUUUAUAUACUGCUAUUACAUUCUUCUCAGAACUUUCUCGAAGAACACAGACUCUGCAAUAUAAAGAUUUUCCAACCCCUGCCCAAAAGACUCAUGUGAUGUCUCCAAAAUAUGACACACGCCCCCAACCCACACAUACAUUCGACAUUCCAAAAUUUCGAUAUAAAAAUUUGAAAAACAAAAUUUUCAUUUAGACAUGAACAUCUUUAAAAGUAAGUAUGUGUAAAAAUGUAUGUGUAUAUGUGUGUGUGUGUGUGUAAAUAUCAAUAUAUGUAUUUAUAUAUACGAAUAUAUAUGUAAAUGUGUAUAUAAAUGUGUUUGUGUGUGUAUAUAUACAUACGUAAAUAUAUAUAUGAAUGCAUAUAUGUAUGCAUUUAUAUAUAUGUAUGUAUAUACAUGUAAAUACAUGUGUUUGUAUGCAUGUAUAUACAUACAUGUGUGUGUGUGUGUAUAUAUAUAUAUAUGUGUGGGCAUAUAAACUUGUGUUUGUGUGUAUGUAUAUCUAUAUAUAAAUGCAUGCAUACACAUUGAUAUUUUAUAUAAUAUAUAUAUAUAUGCAUACAUACAUAUAUACAUAUACAUAUAUAUAUACAUACAUACAUAUACAUACAUAUAUAUGUAUAUUUGUAUGUAUGAGUUGUAACUCCCAGCAGCAUCUUUUCCUCCAUCGCUCAUCUAUCAGUCAUACUCCUACCCCAUCUUUCAAGGGUCUACUGUCUCCUUCCCUCUACCACUCCGACUAUCCCCCAGUGUUGUCACGGGUUGACACUAACAACCGACGAGGAGUGUAUGAUAAGGUUUACUGAGUGGGAUGUCAAGAGUCAAAAAGAAAAAAAAAGAAAAAGGAAAUCAGAGGAGGAAGAAGAAGAAAAGGAAAUUAGAAGGAAUUAUGAAAGAAUCAAAAAGAA
Messenger RNA from Octopus bimaculoides (California two-spot octopus), 1234 nucleotides. Its product is annotated as protein rhomboid. Gene Ontology annotation, molecular function: serine-type endopeptidase activity. NCBI's taxonomy places the organism in Eukaryota, Metazoa, Mollusca, Cephalopoda, Octopoda, Octopodidae. The record is from RefSeq and is a predicted model, not a curated record.